AUGGUUCUCGCCGCCGUGGGUCAGCUAUGCGCAACAGCAAGCAUAACUUCCAAUUUAGCGCAGUGUCAGACGUUAGUUCGCAAAGCUGCUGCUGCAGGCGCCAAGGUGCUGUUUCUUCCCGAGGCCGCAGACUAUAUUGCCUCAUCAGCAGAGGAAUCUCUCUCGCUGGCCCAGUCACCGGAACAAGGAGACUUUGUUUCCGAGCUUCAAAAGUCAGCUAGGCUAUCAGGACUGCACAUCAAUGUUGGAAUCCAUGGCAUUGCCUCUGAGAGCAGGCUCAAGAACUCCCUCGUCUGGAUUGAUGAUGAAGGCGCCAUCACCCAAAACUAUCAAAAGGUCCACUUGUUUGAUGUCGACAUCAAAGGAGGUCCAGUCUUGAAAGAGAGCACGAAUGUUCAGCCUGGACAAAGUAUUCUCCCUCCCUUUGAAACUCCGAUUGGGCGUGUUGGGUUGGCAAUUUGCUUUGAUCUACGGUUCCCGGAAAUCAGCCUUGCAUUGAGACGCCAAAAUGCCCAGAUUAUCACUUACCCAUCAGCAUUUACGGUCCCCACUGGCAAGGCUCAUUGGGAGUCUUUACUUCGAGCACGCGCCAUAGAGACUCAAUCCUAUGUAAUUGCAUCUGCCCAGGCAGGCCCUCAUAAUGAGAAGAGACGAAGCUAUGGCCAUUCCAUGAUCAUCAACCCAUGGGGUGAAGUGGUGGCACAGCUCGGCGACGAAUAUCAAGAACCAGAGAUCGUGACAGCAGAAAUCGAUCUCGAUCUGGUGGCAAAGAUCAGGCGUGAGAUGCCUCUACUGAGACGGACUGAUCUCUACCCGGAGGUCUAA
Penicillium waksmanii is the source of this 825-nucleotide messenger RNA. Its product is annotated as carbon-nitrogen hydrolase family protein. Gene Ontology annotation, molecular function: hydrolase activity, acting on carbon-nitrogen (but not peptide) bonds, in linear amides. The record is from RefSeq and is a predicted model, not a curated record. NCBI's taxonomy places the organism in Eukaryota, Fungi, Ascomycota, Eurotiomycetes, Eurotiales, Aspergillaceae. The coding region runs from base 1 to 825 and encodes 274 amino acids. The transcript is spliced from 5 exons.